AUGGCUGUGGUGUUACUGUACCUUUAAGAAGGUGAGCUCAGGGUGUGGUUUCUGUCCUGGCAAAGUUUCCGGCUUGGCAUGCUCAUGUAAACAGAGCACCUCUACCAAAUCUUGGUGAAGGCUAAGAGAAGGACAGAAGUCGGAUCAUGUCAGACCGCUGUCAUCUGCCGACACUGGGUUCCGUGUGCUGUGGUGUAUAAUGGGCAGACCGGUGCCCGGUGUGUUGCUGUGUGUCACCGAGGUGCUCCCGCAGGUGGACUAGUCAGACAGGUUUGACCUAGAAGUCGCAACUGUUCACUCAUUUCUGAAGGCAAUGUAGGAAAGUUAUCAUGAAGGCAGUAGCAACUUUAGCGCUUCUGCAGCUGUAUAUAUCUGCAACAGCUGAUCUCGUUACAGCGGAAGUUUCGGGUAAUGUCCCAAUCGAAACGGCCCUGUCAGCUUCACCGGGUGACAUCGUUGUACUUCCGUGUUACACAGCAGGUAAAGUAACACCGUUAGUAACGAGAUGGACCAAAAGUGGACGGGAAAUCGUUACAGGCGGAGAUCCCACUCGGCGCUUCAUCGUGAGCCCUAAUGGGAGUUUGAAGAUCAACGGGACGAUGCCUGGAGAUGUGGGGAAUUACCUGUGCAACUCCACACUACCUGACAACAGCUCCUUCCUGGCACGUGUGCUGCUUCAAGUAACAAGUGGACCAGAAAAUGUGUCUACAUCCAUCAGUCCUGCCACUGCACUGUCCAAUAGGACCCUUUUCACCUAUCGGGGUUCAUCCGUUACUUUAAGGUGCUCCAGCUCCUCCUACUCGUCUCAGCACCUGACCUGGGCCUUCAGAGGUGAUUCGUCAAGCAACGACUCGCUGGUUUCUGGCUCUGGAUCGUCCCUGGAAUUCACGAUACAGGACAUUCAGCCCAGCGCUCAAGGAUUUUACAGCUGCAGGGCCCACAACCCUGUUUCAAAUGUGACAGUCAACAGUAGCACGGAGCUGCUAGUGUACUAUGUCUCAGACAGACACCCUGAGUGUAAAUGGACUCUGACACAGAACACCUCUCUAGUCCAGUUCACCUGCACUUGGUUGGAAGUUUAUCCCACCCCAAAGCUACGUUGGGAUAUGGGACCAUUCCAGGUGGCGGACAGCCUCAAUGUUACGAUGAGCCGCUCCACGCUGUCAGACGGGCAGACCGUGAACUGCACAGCCCAGGACCAGCACCUCGGCCCAGAAAAAGAGAAGUCGUGUUCGUUUACCCUCAAGCUUCCCUUCCCCGAAGGCGAACCAUUGGUCUCUACUCUGGAGGCGAGCAACGUAACACUUACAUGCACUGAGACCACGUCCAAGCCCCCUGCAAUCACCACAUGGAGAAAGGGUGUACAGCAGGACUACAUUGAAUCUGGAUCAAAAUACAUCCUGUCUCUGGAAGGCCCGGUCUUCAAGCUGACCAUAGUAAACGUCACUAAGGAGGACGAAGGCUUCUAUUUCUGCCACAGUGAGAACCCACUCGGACUACGCGAGCUGGAAGUGGAGCUCACUGUGAAGACAGCCUCUUCCGCGUACACAGGAGUGGUCAUCGGCAUAUUUAUAGCAGCACUGAUUGUAGGGUCAGCUGUCAUCAUAGCCAAAGUUGUCUACAACAGCAGAGACCGGAUUUGCCUGGGUGGCUUUGGGCAAGUGGAUGACGACGGCGGAGACGUGCUGAGUCUGGUGGAGUCGGAUGACGAACAAGUCUUCCAAGAUGCAGUUCCCCGGCUGCCUCCAAUAACCAACGGACAUCACACAACACUUGUGCAGAUACAUCGAAUCCCAUCGAGUGAUCACGAGGAUGCAGAAACUGCUGACACAAGUCCACAGCAGCAGGAGGAUACCGUACAGACGGAAGAGCCAGUGGAACUUGUAGAAUUUUAGGUAUUGGGGAUUUUUUUUAGAGCAAUGUUUAGUUUUAGGUAAAUUUACUCCUGAAGAGAAUGUGAACAGAAUCGGUGGCAGAAACCUUUUUGUCCUUCCUUUCUAUUUUUUUUUUUUUCUUUUUAAGAUUCUAAAUUUUUGUAAAUUUAUUUUAUGAUUGAUUUUUGUUUAUACAGUAUGUAAAAAUAAAUAAAUGUAAUACAGUGAAUGUGUUUGAACAAAUAUUCUUUGCAUGUUUUUAUGAGUUUUGUAUUUUUAAAGGUCUUCACUAUGUACAGUAUGCAGACCAAUAUAUGUGACCUUUGACUAUCUCGGUCUAGAAUUCAACUCUGCUGCAGAACUAUUUUUUUUAAAAAUGCAGCAGAGUCAGUUCGUCACUCAUCUGGGAUUUAUGCUACGUGUGAAACAAACUUGACUCACUCAAAAAUAUUUACAUGAGAUCUAUGUGAGAGGGAAAACUAAAAUUAAAAACUCUAAAGGGUUUGACAAAAAAUUUGUUGAUUUACACAAAAUUAUUCAAUAUUAUUAGAAAUGAUUAUUGGUGUCCUUUUAAUGCAAAAGUACAAUUGAGUCUCUCAUCCACCUUCUCAGUUUUUAUAAAGAAGAUUUUACUGGAUAAUUAAUAGUAAAAAUAAUUCACUGUGUAAAACCAUCAAAAUCAAUCAGUUUUAUGGCUCUGCCACUGUAUCAAAUGUAAAUAUUCCCUAUAAAAAAUGUAAUGCUGUUGUUUCUUUUAAAGGAGACAGAUGGAUCAUUUGAAUGGCACUUUAAAUCCAAACGGUCUGCAGGCUUUAAUAAUGCAUUAGGUUGUUAAAAGGAGAUCCAGCCUCACACGUAACUGUCUGGAAAUGGGUGCUCUGAUAUAUUAAUAAUUCAUGGUACAUAUUUAAGAUGAUGUGUACACAGUACAGAGACUUUUUCACUGCUUUUGAGGCAGCUGUAAUGUAAUGUAAUUCUAUGGCUAUGAUCACACCAAGAUUGUAUAUUGUUCUUUUACAUUAAAACAAACCUUAAUAGUCACACACAUUAUUUGGACACCAAAUAAAGAAGAAUUUACCGGUUCGAAAAACAAUAGGAGACAACGCGACAUGAAAUGAACAUGUAUAAAAAAAAAAAAAAAAAAAAAAAAAAAAAAAAAGAUUAACAUUAUUGAAAGUUACGGAUCAUCAGGUAUUUAAACUGUUUUCAUGCACUUUGUAUAGAAAGUUGUUCUGAAAGGUUUUUUUUUUUUUUUUGUUUGUUUGUUCUUGUAAAGAUAUUUGAUACUUGAUUUGCAGGACAGAACCAAAAGGGGAAAUAAAGGACAAAAAUAGCAAAGCAAAUAUUUUGUGAAUAUUUGUGUACGUUUACAGAAAUGUUACAUUACUGUACUCCUCUAUAUCAGCAAGAAACAUUUUACUCCAAUAUAAAAUUUGGGUGCAAAAAUCUUACUUUAAAGAUUUUUGCACUUAAACACCCAAAGGCGAUCACUGUAUACUAAAGAGACUCAUUUUCAAAAAGAAUGGUUAUUUACACCCUCCCAUUUGUUUCAUAUUAUAAUAAAUAUUGAUAUAUAAAACACAACCUACAUGAACAAGAAAUAACCCCCAAGUUGUAUUUCUCAAUGACACAAAUGAAUUCACAAAUAUAGAAGUCUCUGUUGUUAAUAGAUCAAUACUCAUUCCCUGUAAUUCAGUUUGAACAAUUUUGUCUUUAAAAAGUCGAAAUUAUUCAGUGUAAUCUCAACUAAUAAUGAUAACAUUCUCCAAUAUAGCUAGAAGAAGAAGAAAAAACAAGCGAGUAAAGUACAGUAGGCCAAAGUACAGUAGGCCAAAAGUAAUCAUGCAUGAUGCAAGAGAGCAAAGCUUGUAAAUAAACUUCACCUGAAGGCUUAGUUUUCACAGGAUUUUCACUUUGUAGUUUUGCACAUUUUCUGUUGUGCUGAUUCAAAUAAAAAGCUAAAUAUUG
Molecule: messenger RNA, 3842 nt
Organism: Oreochromis aureus
Lineage: Eukaryota; Metazoa; Chordata; Actinopteri; Cichliformes; Cichlidae
Gene: vsig10
Product: V-set and immunoglobulin domain containing 10
Exons: 9
Coding region: 330-1895 (521 amino acids)
Source: RefSeq, a predicted model, not a curated record